Messenger RNA from Carassius carassius (crucian carp), 1296 nucleotides. RefSeq names its product adhesion G protein-coupled receptor E1-like. Gene Ontology annotation, molecular function: calcium ion binding. The record is from RefSeq and is a predicted model, not a curated record. The coding region runs from base 475 to 1296 and encodes 273 amino acids. The transcript is spliced from 8 exons. Lineage: Eukaryota; Metazoa; Chordata; Actinopteri; Cypriniformes; Cyprinidae.
AAAGAUUCUGAAAGCUUCUUAUGCUGCUUAAGAAGUUCCUAUAACCAUUUAAUAUGACUUAGCAGUAAAAACAGUAAAUAUGAUGAUUUUUAUAAUGUUUUCAUUACAAAUGAAAUGGGGGGGGGGGGGCACAGACUCUGUCUCCGUCUCAAGGCUGCUCAAGUCUUCCACCUACAGGCUGUACAGUAGGCAACCAGUUUUAAAGUGCUUUCACUUUCUUUUUUUUUGAUACCAGUUUACAACAAGGAUGUUUCACAUUGAUAUGAUGCACAUUUUAUAUAAUUAUGGAAAUUUUUGAGAAUUAUACAAUUUUGGUUCAUAGGAAUAGGAAUCGUCUUGGCUUUCCUGCUGACCCAUGUGUGUGUUGUGGAAACUCUUGGUUUUUCAGGAACAAGCGUGGAUUUCCAGUUUACCUACACAGAUGGGUCAGUGCAUCAUACAGGAGGACGAUGUGCAGAUCCAGUGGAAUACAUUAUGGUUGUUGAAGUGAAUGCAUCUGAAACUGCAGUGAUCAGCAAUAUCAGGUCUUCUGUGAACUCUGUCGUACUUCCAUUUCAAGUGGACAAUAGUGUUGAAAUUACAGCUUUCAACAUUUCAACGGUGUGUUCUUUGAAUGAAACACAGUAUCAGUGUAAAUGUGAGGGUCUGUUUGUUUGGCCGAAUGACACGUGUCACUCAUACAAGGCCUGUGAUGACAUCACUGAUGGUUCGUGUACAUGUAUCAAUGCCCUUCCGAUCGAUGGACAGUUCUGCCAAGAGCCAAUUUCUGAGUUUACGUACGAGUAUGAGGCUGAAAUUGAUGUUAGUUUUUUGGACUUGUUCCCGGUGGAGCUCCUGCGCAAUCUCGUCACAAACACCAGCCUGCCUUUGACUCUGAACAACAACACACACAUCACAGACAUCGACAUGACUACUGUGUGUGGGUUAAAUGGAAGAGAAUAUGAGUGCAAGUGCGAGGAGCAGCAUUUUUGGCCCAGUGACACCUGCAGGGUCUAUCAGGUGUGUGAUAGCAUUGUGGGAGGCACCUGUGGAUGUAUUCAAGCUCUUCCUUCAGAGGGUUCACUUUGUCAGAGAGAUAUAAAUGAAUGUCUGUUCUGUCCAUCUGUAUGUGGACCAAAUUCCACUUGCACAAAUCAGUUGGGAAGUUACAAUUGCUCGUGUCUGGAUGGAUUCACUGCAACAAACCCAAGUCUCCUCAUCAGCAUCAAUAACACAUGUAGAGUUGGGAAGUUACAAUUGCUCGUGUCUGGAUGGAUUCACUGCAACAAACUCAAGUCUCCCCAUCAGCGUCAAUAA